Messenger RNA from Necator americanus (New World hookworm), 726 nucleotides. RefSeq lists its product as uncharacterized. The transcript has a single exon. The record is from RefSeq and is a predicted model, not a curated record. Bases 1 to 726 code for a protein of 241 amino acids. NCBI's taxonomy places the organism in Eukaryota, Metazoa, Nematoda, Chromadorea, Rhabditida, Ancylostomatidae.
AUGCAGGGACUCGCGUCCCUCGGUUGUUAUGUGUUGGAACAUAGCGACGGUCUUACAUCAUCUCAACUCGACUCACACAACUGGGUGAGAGGGCCGCAGUGGCUGGCACUAGAGCCAUCUAGCUGGGAACUACGCUCUAUCGAUACUUUGAAUGGAAAAGAAAUUAUGGAAGAAAUGGAAACAUUUGAAAAUCCCUAUGUUGAAGAGUGUGAGAGUAAUAAUGAUAAUGCGAACUCAAUGUUCGUAGAUCUAUCGAGAUUUUUACGCUUCAACACAGCGUUACAAACUGUAUCUAGAGUUGCAAAAGUGCUGCACAAAUGGAUCAAUCGCUGUAACACUACUAGAUUGACAUCAAUUGCAAUAUCUACAGUCUCGCGCUUUGACUCAGUAAUUGACUGCGAAGAGAUGCGCUUAAAUGAAAAGUUAAUCAUAGCAUCAUUUCAUAAGAAUGCUAACAUGAAAAAAGUGCAAAAACGGUUUCGGAACCAAACAAUCGUAAAUGAAGAAAAUGGAAUCACAAGAUACAAAUCAAGAAUUCGAAAUGCAAAUCUACCUUUAGAUACAAAAAUGCCUAUUUAUAUCGAUAAUGACUCUGACUUUGCUAGACUCAUUAUUAUAGACUUGAAUUGCAACAAUGCUCACUGUGGCAAAGAUCACAUACUUUCUCUGGCUAGACAGAAGUAUUGGAUUCCGCAGCCAUCAAGAGCAAGAUUAAGAAGUACAUAA